Molecule: messenger RNA, 520 nt
Organism: Cucurbita pepo subsp. pepo (vegetable marrow)
Lineage: Eukaryota; Viridiplantae; Streptophyta; Magnoliopsida; Cucurbitales; Cucurbitaceae
Product: ethylene-responsive transcription factor ERF022-like
Biological process (GO): regulation of DNA-templated transcription
Molecular function (GO): DNA binding; DNA-binding transcription factor activity
Source: RefSeq, a predicted model, not a curated record
AUGGAACCCACUUAUAGAGGCGUUCGUAAGCGCAAAUGGGGGAAAUGGGUCUCGGAAAUCCGCCAACCCGGCAAAAAAACCCGAAUCUGGCUCGGCAGUUACGACUUCCCGGCGAUGGCCGCUGCCGCAUACGACGUCGCCGCACUCCACCUCCGUGGGCGUAACGCCCAGCUCAACUUCCCCGAGCUGGCCGAGACCUUCCCCCGGCCUGAGAGUUCGAGGGCAGAGGACAUUCAGAGUGCGGCGCAGAUGGCUGCAUUGCGUAUGAGGAACCCGGUCGGGGCAGCGCCAGUUAGAGUGGGGCUGUCGGAGAGUGAGAUACAGGCGAUAAAUGAGUCGCCGUUGGAUUCGCCGAGGACAAUGUGGAUGCAGAUGGCGGCGGAGGCGGAGGCAGUUUGUUUGGAGGAAGAGCCGGGGUUUGAUGAGGGGGAGGAUAACAUCACGACCCAUCGUUCCAUUUGGGAUUCUUGAAUGUAAUUAAGUCGUCAUUGUUGGAUGAUGAAAGUCCCACGUCUGCUAA